AUGAAUACAAAUUCGAUUAUCACAAAAGGUGAAUCAGAAUCCGUCAUCGUGGUAAAUGAUGAUGUUAAUGGACCACCUGUUAUUCAAGAAUUCUUUUCAAAAUUGAAUAUUAAUAUUGAAAAGAAUCGAUGGACUUGUUGCUGCAAUAUUUGUUCAUUAUCAGUUACAGAUACAUAUAGAACAACUUCGAAUUUUUUAAAGCACAUAAAAACUAAACAUCGAUUAGCAUUUGAUGAAUGGAAAAAUUCGACCAAUAAUAAACGUCAACAACUUCUCACCAACAGUCUUAUUCGAAAUCUUAUUAUUAAUAUGAGUCUUCCAUUAUCAAUAGUCAACAAUGAAUCGUUUAUGAAUUUUAUGUUAGAUAUUGAUCCAAAGUACAAAAUGAUUAAUAGACGUGAUAUUACACGUUCGUUUCUUCCUAUUAUGUAUAAAAAAUGUAUAAAAAAGCUGCAGGACAUUUGUAAUCGAUCAAAAUAUGUUAGUCUCACUCUUGAUAUAUGGAGUGAUCGUAGAAUGCGUAGUUAUUUUGGCAUUACACUUCAUACAAUUAUUGAUGAUCAAUAUAAAACUUAUGUUCUUUCGUUCGAACGUCUAAAAGGUAAACAUUCUGGUGAUAAACUUGCUGCUGAAUUUGAUCGCGUUAUACAAAUGUACAAUUUAAAGGAUAAACUUGUUAGAAUAGUUACUGAUAAUGCAAGUAAUAAUCAAGCUGCAUUUGAUAAUCUUAUAUUAUCUGGUUUUGAAGAAUAUUUUAAUGAUAUUGAUGAUGAUCAAUCUGAACGUGAAACAAGUGAUGAAGAUAGUGAUAAUAAUGAAUUGUACGGAAAUAGUCAAUUACAAGCAGAAGAAGUAAAUGAUGAUAUAUAUGGAACAACACUUAGUGCACCAGCAGAACAAGAAUUUUUACGAUUACCAUGUUUUAGUCAUUGUCUUCAACUUGUUGUUAAUGAUGGAAUUAAAGCUGCUGGUGGUGCAUUAUCGUCUCUUAAAAAAGUAGCUGAUCUUGCUAAACUUGCACAUACAAGUACAUCAUUUACAGAACGUUUAGAAGAACAAAAGUACAGUAUUCCUCUUGCUAAUCGAACUCGAUGGAAUUCACAAUUUCAAACUGUGAAGAAAGUUAUUAAUAGAAAAAUUUUAGAAGAUUUUGUUUCUUUAUUUGAACUGUUUAAUGAAGCUACUGUUCUAACACAAGGUGAAUGUUAUGCUACUGUUAGUCUUGUUGCGCCUACAAUUCUUGGUAUUCUUUUUGAUCUUGAGCGUGAACAUGCUUCUUCAAAUUUAUCUCUUGUAUCUUUGUGUGAAGCACUUCUUUCAUCUCUCAAAGCUCGAUUUAGUGGACUUCUUCGUCAUUUCGAAAUUGAUGUACCAUUCGCUUUUUAUUCCAUGUCUGAACGUUUUUCUGAUCCUAUCUUUCUAAUUGCGCCACUUCUAGAUGCAUGUUUUAAAUUGUUAUGGCUCCAUAAUCUUCAACUUGCAAUAAAGUUACGUGUUAUCGAAAAAAUUCACAGUACUUUUGUUCGUUUUUUCUCAAAAUUGAAUUUUUCUGUAUCACAACCAGAAGAAGCUGAUGAGUCGAACGUAGCUGAACAAGAUAUCAGUGAUAUGAUGACAAAACAUGUUGAUCCAACAACAAAAAGAAAAUGUCUUUUUCCUUACUUAAAUGAUACGAAAAAGAUUUCAUUUGAUGAGAAAUCGAAAGUUUUGGUAGAGCUUGAUGCUUUUCUACCCGAAAGAAGCAAUGAAAAUAAUUUACUUUUUCUCAAGAAAAAUCUUUAUCCUUCUCUAUAUGAACUUAGUCUAAAAUACUUGUCAGUACCGGCUACAUCAGCUCCUAUUGAAAGAAUAUUUUCUAAAAGUGGUUUUAUUAUGCGUCCACAUCGCGCAUCGUUAACCUCAAAAAAUGUAUGCUUGCUUACUUUUCUUAAAUGCAAUAGCGUUUUGUUGUAA
Molecule: messenger RNA, 1953 nt
Organism: Rotaria sordida
Lineage: Eukaryota; Metazoa; Rotifera; Eurotatoria; Philodinida; Philodinidae
Source: the annotation of a GenBank genome assembly